This is a messenger RNA of Closterium sp. NIES-67, 1400 nucleotides long. Lineage: Eukaryota; Viridiplantae; Streptophyta; Zygnematophyceae; Desmidiales; Closteriaceae. The record is from the annotation of a GenBank genome assembly.
CAGAAACAAGGGGGCCCUGGUAUUGCAGAUUUUAUGAUGGUGGUCGCAUUGCAACCCAAGCUGCCUCGAGAUAAUUUCCAGGUCUGCUAGACUCAGGAGACCACCAUUUUAUCUAUACCUGGUGUCACAAUUCUAAACUUCUACUUCGAUAGGUUAGACCGCUCGUCCCGUAACUUCAGCCCUUCCCCGGACGGCUGCUGUGUCGGCGCAUUUGCUGCUGUUACUAUCCCAGGAGUGGCCAUAUUGUGCACCACAACACGGGAACAGCUGGUGAAACUGGGAAUGCGUGUCGCCAUCGUGUUUUCCAGUAAAUGAUCUGACGUACGUCGCCCUCCUCUAAGUCAGCCUAAUAUCCCAUCGCUCUUCUCCCGGACUCGCCACAACCCGUCCUCGCGACCUCUCGCACCCCGAACACGCAUCCCAGCUCACGUCACCGCCAUGUCCCUCGAAAUCGCAUCGGGCUCCGCUAAGCCGGCUCCUCCUCCUCCCAUCCUCCUCUUCUCCCGGUCCAUAUGGAGCCAGCUAUCUCGCUCGCAGCUCAUCUACCUCCUAGUGGUGCAAGGCGUGGGAUCCGCUAUUCUGGACGCGGGAGCUAACUUCGGCAUUGCCACGGCAAUGUACCGAGGGUCGCCCGACCCCGUGCGCGUGUGGGAGCUGCCGAAUAGCCUCGCUGGCGACGCCAUUGUGACGAUCAUGAUUCAGGGCGUGCUGACGUGGGUUAUUGCGGGACUGCUGACUAGGCUGGAUGUGAAAGCAGAGCGAAUUGAGCCGAUAUUCUCCGAGCACGCACCGCGCCCUCUCCACGACCUCCCUGUUACUGUUUCUGGUGCAGCCAGCCCUCUUCCUGACAAUCCUGCUGCUGCUGCUGUCGCUGAUGCUGAUAAUAACAACGGCAGCAAGGUGGUGCCUGCCGAUCCCCAUCCCAGCGCGGAGGUUACAAGUAGCAGCGGCUGUAGCACAUGGGCAUGUUUCCGCUUUUUGGACUCAGUCGUGCGCUGGAUCCUUUGUCAGGGAGACUUUGACUUUGUCGCAUACAAGCCAAAGCCAGAGCCACCCCGCCAUGUCCGCUUCUUCCACUCUGUUCUCCGGGGCGCAAUGUGCUCUGCUCUCAUUGCAAUCCCAUAUUGGCCGUUAUGCCUGAUCCCCCUACUGGCUCUCUGGCAUGGGAAUGUCAACAUACCAGACUGGCCAGGGCCCCAGAUCUACAAGGCUGUGAUGGCAGCAGUGCUAGGGUUCUUCAUGACCCCGUUGGUUUCUAUGGUCGGACUUCUAGAGGCUGGAAGAUGCAGACUUGCCGACUUGCAGCAAAUUUGAGGAAAUGUUGAGAGGGAUUCACUCAGCAGCCCUGCUUGCACUUUACUCAUAUACUUUCCUGGUUGCAGUAUAUACGUGUUAUGGCG